AUGUUCAAAUAUAUUGCUCUUUUCUUCGCCGUUUUGGCCGUUGCAUUCGCCGCCCCUAAGCCAGGCUUUGUUGCACCAUACGUCGCUGCCUCACCAAUUGCGUAUUCUGCAGGAUAUGUUGCACCAGCCUACAGCGCCCACUACACCGCCCCAGUUGCUGCCGCCUAUGCCUCCCCAUACGCCUAUAGUGCCUACAGUGCUUACACUCCAUACGCUUACGCUUAUUAA
Molecule: messenger RNA, 228 nt
Organism: Dalotia coriaria
Lineage: Eukaryota; Metazoa; Arthropoda; Insecta; Coleoptera; Staphylinidae
Product: pupal cuticle protein C1B-like
Exons: 2
Coding region: 1-228 (75 amino acids)
Source: RefSeq, a predicted model, not a curated record